This is a messenger RNA of Danaus plexippus (monarch butterfly), 812 nucleotides long. RefSeq names its product peptidyl-prolyl cis-trans isomerase-like (gene Cypa). Gene Ontology annotation, cellular component: intracellular membrane-bounded organelle. The transcript has 2 exons. Gene Ontology annotation, molecular function: peptidyl-prolyl cis-trans isomerase activity. The record is from RefSeq and is a predicted model, not a curated record. NCBI's taxonomy places the organism in Eukaryota, Metazoa, Arthropoda, Insecta, Lepidoptera, Nymphalidae. Gene Ontology annotation, biological process: protein folding; protein peptidyl-prolyl isomerization. Bases 94 to 591 code for a protein of 165 amino acids.
GAUCCUUUUAAUUUCCGGUCGGCAUCGUUAAGAGACGCUUCGUCAUUCUGCCGUGAUUCUAGAUAGAUUUGUGAAUCAAUUUCUCUUAAAAAGAUGAGCCUGCCGCGAGUUUUCUUUGACGUUGCUGCCGACGGUUCCGCGUUGGGAAGAAUUAUUAUUGAGUUGAGAACUGACGUCACACCCAAAACAUGCGAGAACUUCAGGGCUCUGUGUACCGGUGAAAAGGGUUUCGGCUACAAGGGCUCCACUUUCCACCGCGUCAUCCCCAACUUCAUGUUGCAAGGAGGUGACUUCACAAACCACAAUGGUACUGGUGGAAAGUCUAUCUACGGUGAGAAGUUUACCGAUGAGAACUUCGUCCUGAAGCACACUGGCCCUGGUGUUCUGUCUAUGGCCAAUGCCGGUCCCAACACCAACGGCUCUCAAUUCUUCAUCACUACUCUCAAAACCUCUUGGUUAGAUGGCAGGCAUGUUGUCUUCGGUAAUGUGGUUGAAGGCAUGGAUGUUGUUAAGAAGAUCGAAUCCAUGGGCUCCCAAUCUGGAAAGCCAUCCCGCAAGAUUGUCAUCACUGACUGUGGACAACUCUCUUAAAAAUACUGUAAUAUUAUAGAAACUAACUGCAAUAUUUUAAGUUUAAUGUUAUGUCCUCCUAAGUAAUACCUUCCCAGUCAUAAAAUUACCAUAUAUUUGAAGUUUACUGUGGGUCAUUCCAAUUAUGUUAUAAAAUUUAUAACUAUGCUAUAUUUUGCAAACUACAAAAUGCAUUUACUCCUGUGCAUUGUUUAUUCAUAAUAAAUUAACUUAUAUAAUGA